AUGAUUGCAAACGGUCAUGACAUUGAAGGUAGGGGGUCCGAUGAAGAGACUGCCCUUAUCCGGGCCACGACAUUUGGCCAUGUCGAAAACGUGCGUACAUUACUAGAGCUAGGAGCUGAAGUCGAUGCUCAAGACUACAUGAAUGAAACUGCUCUACACAGAGCUGCCCGGAAGGGACAUGAAGAAAUUAUCCGUGUGCUAAUAGGUAAAGGUGCCGGAGUGAACAACAAAGCGUCCAGCAAUUGGACAGCACUCAUGCUUGCUGUGUCCUGUGAGAGUCUUAACGCCGUUCGAAUCCUUGUCGAAGGAGGCGCAGAGCUGAUGUCGGAGACGGAAUGGGGGGACACAGCCUUGACUAUGGCUUUGAGAAGUGGACAGGAAGAUAUCGCUGUCUUUCUUGCCGAGCAUGGUGCUGUUUUGCCUCGCGGCUUAGCGGGGCGUCGAGCUUUCAUCAUAGCUUGCCAGAGAGGAUUACAACACGUAGCGCAGCGCCUAACACUUGAUUAUGAAGCGGUUGCUGGAAGGCCUUUACAGCGGCAAUCGUCGCGGGUUAUAGACGGCCUACCUCAGGUCGUACGUGAAUCACCGCAGGGAGAGUCAACUGCUUCUGGAACAGAAACCGAACCGAGUGACGAGGUCUCGCUGGGAGAGCUGAUGGAGCAGUAUGACAUAAAGACCGGGUUUGAUCAGCGUUACAAGAUAACGCAGGAACUCAGGACGGGCCACUCUGCCACAGUACACCUCUGCACUGACAGAGUGACAGGCAUGGCGUUCGCAGUCAAAAUUUUCGAAGGUGGAACUCCUGGAAAUCCCCUGAGAGCAAAGGAUUUCAAGGAUAUAGGUGGUGAAAUCCAACUGCUACGCGAGCUCCAGAAGCACUAUCACCCAAACAUAGUGAGGAUGAUAGAUGCAUUUGCAAACUUAGAGGGAAAUGAUUUUCGCCUUCUUCUAAGUGUUGCGGUAGAAGGGGACCUCUUCGACACUAUCAAAACAAGGGGAAAGCUUACUGAAAGUGAAACACGGCAUGUAUUUACUCAAACACUAUCCGCCAUCAUAUUUUUGCAUGAACUUGGAUGGGUCCACCGAGACAUUAAACCCGAGAAUAUCUUGGUAUGCGACAAACACCUUUCAGUACAGUUGAGUGACUUUGGAAUUUCGAAAAAGAUCGACGCAAAAUCAGGUUCUGAUGAAUUGGCAACAACCUUGUGUGGAACCCCCAGUUAUGUGGCACCAGAAAUACUUGUAGAGACACCCCACCGCCGAUAUGGACUCGAGGUAGACAUAUGGUCUGCGGGUGUAGUUUUGUACAUCUGUCUCUGCGGAUUUCCUCCAUUUUCCGACGAGCUUAACACCCCGGAACACCCCUAUAACAUGGCACAACAGAUAAAGAUGGGUAGAUUUGAUUAUCCAUCACCUUACUGGGAUCCCAUAGGAGAUCCUGCAUUGGAUCUCAUUGAUCGAAUGCUCACCGUAUAUGUGCCUGACCGCAUCUCAGCCCGAGAUUGCCUCACUCACCCCUGGAUGUGUCAAACCCCCAAUUGA
Molecule: messenger RNA, 1542 nt
Organism: Aspergillus luchuensis
Lineage: Eukaryota; Fungi; Ascomycota; Eurotiomycetes; Eurotiales; Aspergillaceae
Exons: 3
Coding region: 1-1542 (513 amino acids)
Biological process (GO): protein phosphorylation; mitotic DNA damage checkpoint signaling
Cellular component (GO): nucleus
Molecular function (GO): protein binding; protein serine/threonine kinase activity; ATP binding
Source: RefSeq, a predicted model, not a curated record